Molecule: messenger RNA, 696 nt
Organism: Camelina sativa (false flax)
Lineage: Eukaryota; Viridiplantae; Streptophyta; Magnoliopsida; Brassicales; Brassicaceae
Source: RefSeq, a predicted model, not a curated record
GGCACAAAUCUUAAUGUUCAAGACAUAGAUGCAUAUUGGCUCCAGAGAAAGAUAUCUCAAGCAUAUGAACAGCAGAUUGAUCCACAGCAAUGCCAAGUACUCGCUGAAGAGCUUCUUAAGAUACUCGCUGAAGGAGAUGAUAGGGAUGUUGAGAACAAGCUGCUUGUGCACCUUCAGUUUGACAAGUUUAGCCUUGUUAAAUUUCUGCUGCGGAACCGUCUUAAAGUUGUGUGGUGCACUCGGUUGGCUAGGGCAGAAGACCAGGAAGAGAGGAAUCGAAUUGAGGAGGAGAUGAGGGGGUUGGGCCCAGAGUUGACAGCAAUUGUGGAGCAGCUGCAUGCAACAAGAGCAACAGCGAAAGAGAGGGAGGAGAAUCUGCAAAAAAGUAUUAACGAAGAAGCUCGACGUUUGAGGGAUGAAACUGGUGGAGAUGGAGGCAGAGGCAGGAGAGAUGUUGCUGAUAGAGAUUUAGAGAGUGGUUGGGUGAAGGGUCAGCGUCAGAUGCUGGACUUGGAGAGUUUGGCUUUUGACCAAGGUGGUCUCCUGAUGGCGAAUAAGAAGUGUGACCUCCCUCCUGGCUCUUACAGAAGUCAUGGCAAAGGAUAUGAUGAAGUCCAUGUGCCAUGGGUUUCUAAAAAGGUGGAUAUCAAUGAGAAGCUUGUGAAGAUUACCGAAAUGCCUGGCUGGGCCCAACCU